CGCAAGUCAACUCAUGAAUGAGGUAAUGGCCACACUUGUGUUCUUUUUUUUCCCUUUUAACCCAUUUUCACAUUCUCCUUUGCCUCCGUCACCUUUCUCAAAAAGAAGAAUCACUGACUUUCAAGUUUUACUUUCGUCCCUACGAUGCAGGAUCUCGAAGUCAACUUGGAAAGUUACGGCUACAUCUACUCGCGCAAGCUGACCGAAGAGGACCGUCACUCGUUUCGGAGCGAUGUCACCUUCAAAGAUGUAACGGAACCUUUGUGUCACUACUAUGACAUUCUACUUGACGACAGUUCCGCCGUUGACGAUCCACAUCUAGGGGCCAGUCUCUCCUACGAGCAGUUCUUCGAAGUUGUCACGUCAGCACCUAACCCGUUGCUUGGAUGCCAUCUCAGGCGCUCGUCACUUAUCCCAGUAACUGAACGUCGUCGUUUCGUCAAGAACGAUGAACGACGUCAAAACUUGAUUUACGAAUUUAUACGGACGGAAAUAAGCUAUGCAAACAAUCUAAAAUCCUUCAUUUCGCUCAUUGUGCAUCCUAUACGAACGCGCACCAAAGACAAACAUCAAACCAUCCUAGGCCUCUAUGAAUGUAACAAAAUUUUUAUGAAUAUCGAGGAGAUCUUGCAAGUGAGUGAAGCGUUUUGCAAGGAUUUAUGCCGAUAUCGCGAUGCGGCCGGUCAGGGCAUCAAUUUUGGCGAUCUGUGCCUCAAACACUUGAAACAGUUUCGUUGCUACCAUAAAUACUUGCUGGGGGUUGAAAAUGCCCAAGCCUUCAACAUUAAGGAAUUAAAACAUAAUGCAUCGUACCAGGCCUUUCUCGACAAAACUAAAGAUAAGCACGGUCCUGAUAUGGGAAAUCAAACAGUCUAUGAUUACUUGGCAUUACCAGGACAACGCGUAGGUCGGUAUACCAUGUUUUUCAAAGAGCUGAUAAAACAUACUACGGAUGAUCAUAUCGAUUUACCUGGAUUGACGGGAUCCUUGGCGGAAGCGGAAGAAAUCGCCAAUAUGAGCGAAGAUUAUCAUACCAAACUGAUCCGUAUAUUUCACAACAUGCUUCAGUCGAUCCAAAACUGUCCUGCUUCAUUACUCAGCCAGCAGCGCAGUCUGAUAUGCCAUUUAGAUGCAACGGAAUUAGACGCGUUAACUUACAAACCGAUCAGUCCGGUAACUCUUUUUCUGUUCACCGAUAAACUGAUGGUGGUACGAAGACCAACCUAUGCGGCCGAUGGCAUGGAACUUUGUGGACUGGAUCACGAACGCGAUAAAUCGGGAAUGGUAUCAUUAUUGGUUCGGAAAAGCGAAUCCAACCGACGGAUCGAUCGGAAAUUAAAAUUCAAGGGAUGGGUCUCCCUGAAUGAUAUUGAGAUCCACGACGGCCACACAGAUCUCGCCGCAUCGUUUACGCUGGUGUACAAUGGCUCUGGGGCAUUAUCAUCUCCGGACGUUGACCCGCAAACGCGUGAUGUGCUCGAAGGCUAUUUCCAAGACGACUGGCUUCGACUGUUUAGUCUUUCUUCACCCGCCACGGAAGGGAAUGCUUACAUUCGCAAAAACCAGUCCACGCUGAUGCACGAGCGGCAAGCCUUUCUGGAACGGUUUGGUCGGGCCAAAGCGAAUCACAGGCAACAAAACGAUAUGGCUUUGCAUUCGUCCUACUGUUUUUGGAAAGGACACCAUUUCUUUGCGAAUAUUUACCGCCUGUCCAAUUAUCAUCUCAUACCCAACAAGAACGAUAUUGCGCUAUGCUAUAUGGAACAGCCUUCGGUUGAUGUCAAAUCUAUACUGAGCAAAUGUUACAUUACUCCGCACAUGAUCGCGCUUCUCUUUGCGCAAUCCAGCGGCAUAUAUCAAUUUUCCAUUCGGAGUAAGUUGUCAGUGGGGUGUGUAACCGACAUGCCGUCACCGACAUUGGAGAUGUCUGCCGAGACUGAAGCCGAUAUCCAGCACUUCCGAGACCAGUUUUUUGGUAACUUACUUGCUUGCGAUAACACAUUGCGACACGUGGGACGAUUAGCCAUAUUAGCUUCGCCGCAUCAUCGUCAAGGCACCAAGACGGUGCGGCAAACCAUUCGACGCGAACUGACCAGUCGCCGCAGCAUGUCCUCUUUUAAGCUCUUUACUGGUUUGGGCAACUCUUCCGCUACUACGCCCAACCAUAAUUUGCAAGCUUCUAACAGCAGCCAGCGCCGUCCCCGCCGUCCCCGCAGUAUGAGCAUCAGCAGCGAAUACGGAAGCUUGGCCCUCGAUACAGAGCUGUCGCGUAACUAUUCUUCCAGUUGCAGUUCUUUUCAAAGUCAAGACAGCGAUUCAAAAAGCGCCCCGUCUACGAGGAACAGGACUGCGGAUGACGAUGACGAGGACCGUUUGGCGUCUAGCGUGUCUGUACGCCAACACAGUCAACUCCGCAAAUCAUCAUCCCAGCGGCAGUAUUUGGAUGAUCUUCACGGCAUGUAUAGUAAACGGCAUGAAGCAAGCUGUUACCGACCCAGUGUUCACCCAAGUCAAACCGUGUCUUACGAAAUUAAGCCUCUGCGCAACAAAUUGACAUCCGAAUCCGACCGUUUAGAAGAACGAGUGAACGUGUUAUGUGCUGCUUUAACGCAUGGGAUCGACCAUCCUGGACCUCUCCAACCCACCUCUUCCUAUUCAUCCAUUUCCACCUCGCUGUUCCGCUCACCGAGCGGGGCUUCCAAUUCAGGAUCGACCACGGAUUACAGCAGCGGCUUUUCUACGUUUGGAAGUCGUUCGAGCACAUCCACAUUCAACAGCCAUUGUGAUACCCCUUUUAACUAUGAAUUAUUCACUAAUAUGACAGAGAUACCCUUUGACAAGAAGGUGAACCAACUUCUUGCCCAAGUCAAAGCUACUACGCCUGAUUCUUUCUUGCAAUCCUCAAUGCCGUUUGAGAAACUUAUUUCGGAGAUGGAUCAAAUGAAAAAAGAGUUUAAUCGUCGCUGGGCAGAUAUGAACCUGAACUAUGAAGAAACAGGCGAAGUUGUACGUAAACUUGCCAGAGAAUUGCAAAAGAAAGAAGAAGAUUUAGCCAAUCUUCAUAUGAAAUACCAGGACGCUAUGGCCGAAAACGAUUUGCUGUACGAGGCAUUCAACGGCGAGCUAGAUCAGAUAUUUUCCAUCGUGGAUCAGCAACCGUCAGAAACGAGCGAAGAAGUGGAAGAUGGUCGUCCAGCUCAUCCGACGCCAGAAGCUCAGAUACGCAAAAAGCUUGAAAGCGCCCUGAAAGAACGCAAUCAAUGGCAUCAAAUCGCUUGUAAAUUGGCGCGAGAACUCCAGGAAUUAAGCGUGGCGUUACGAUUCCCUUUAGACAACACCAUCAUCCCUGAUGAUGCAUUCAAAAGACCUUCACGUGGUAAGGUCCUAUAGAGCUAUUUUGCACUGUUUUAUUCUAUUCAAAUUUUCUUGUUUAAGCUUCAUUUCAUCUUUCAUCACGCUAUCUUGUUUUGUUCUCCCAUGCAAUUACAGAUAUUUAUGCUGAUUUCGUUAUACCCCUUGUCUUUGUUUUCUUUUACCUGUGUUUGUUUGAUUCCCUUGUUUUACCCAUAUUAGCAACUUUGAAUUCCCCCCUUUUUGUUAUUCCCUUCUUUAUCUUAUGGCGUUUCAGCUAUCUGAAGCAGAAAAAAAAAUUAUUACACAAGCUCUGUGAUGACUUGAUCAUUUCUCACUUUUUCACAUGCAUAACGAC
Molecule: messenger RNA, 3709 nt
Organism: Radiomyces spectabilis
Lineage: Eukaryota; Fungi; Mucoromycota; Mucoromycetes; Mucorales; Radiomycetaceae
Exons: 17
Coding region: 145-3390 (1081 amino acids)
Molecular function (GO): guanyl-nucleotide exchange factor activity
Source: RefSeq, a predicted model, not a curated record